Messenger RNA from Penicillium diatomitis, 3705 nucleotides. RefSeq lists its product as uncharacterized. Lineage: Eukaryota; Fungi; Ascomycota; Eurotiomycetes; Eurotiales; Aspergillaceae. The coding region runs from base 1 to 3705 and encodes 1234 amino acids. Gene Ontology annotation, cellular component: intracellular anatomical structure; nucleus. The record is from RefSeq and is a predicted model, not a curated record. Gene Ontology annotation, molecular function: ATP binding; RNA binding. The transcript is spliced from 4 exons.
AUGCCGUCCUGUGAUGCCCACACUUUCUCUCACACCCUCAAGUCCAACUCGAUCACCGCCGGAAAUGUGGAGGUCAAUACGCAGCUCGACACUGCGAGCAAGACUCGUCUCGACGGAGCUGCCAUGGACGUGGAAGGUCAACACAGGAUGUACAAGGAGGAGGUCCAACAAUCAUCCCACCUCAAGGACGAGAUACAAUUGUUGAAACAUCUUUGGCAUCGCAGAAUCAUCCGCAUAUCGAGAGAUUUCAAAGUCUGGAACGAUAGAAGUGAAUCGAAAUUCAGUAUGAGCCUACGAAUGCCGAACCAACGCGAGGACCGCACAGACAUCAGACUCAGAGUCAGGGGUGAAUCGGGUUCGACAAGCUUGGACCAAUUGAAGGUGGAAGCCUUCUCGUGUAUGGUCUCGAAGCUAAAGGAAGAAGGACUAUGGGACAAGCUGAUCUCCGAAGAGCGUCCGCUUGCAUCCAAGGAGGAGCCACCUUUGCCUGCGAAAUUGAGUUUGUCUGAUAUCGCGGAGGACCAGCGCGUGGCAGACAAUCCUGUCUUGAAAGAUCAGGAAAAGCCCGAAGAACCGAGUCUCCUGCCAUUCGAGCUGUGCCAAGAUGACUUUAGGAUAUUUCACUCUCUCGAGCAGAAAAACUUUCUUCAGCAUGACACUGAAUUUUCAGGCAAUCAAUUUGAAGGUAUGACAUGCCUUGUGACUUGCUCGAUUCCUGUCUUGAAGCAGGAGCUUCAAGUUGCAGGGCAUGGAAUGAGAAAGCGUGAUGCUAAAAAGGAGGCAAUCUAUGGCUUGAUUACAAGAUUGCGAGAAUCAGGUAUCUGGGAGCAGCUGAUUCAACGAGAUCACAUCAGAGCGACCGUCAACGAUGAUCUGCUAUAUAUGAUGCAUUUUGGAACACAGACCUUGAACGAUGCAAAUGCCAAGCUACGGUCGUUGAUGAAGGUACAAGCCAAGAACACCCGACCAAUCCAAAGCGACAAGGGCACUUCGAACGCCUACAAAACCAAGAGGUCUGAGCAACUCGCCCAGUCUCUUCGAAAGUUCCGUCAAUCUAAAGACCCCAAGGUGCUGGCGAUCCAAUCCGCAACCAGCACACUUCCUGUCAAUGAACGCAAAGACGAGAUUCUUGGUCUGAUCAAGAAAGAGACGUACAGUAUAAUCGUGGCUGAAACAGGCUCUGGAAAAUCUACGCAAGUGCCUCAAUUGAUUCUCAACGAUGCUAUCGAAGAGGGCAAAGGUGGUCAUUGCAACGUACUUUGCAUUCAACCACGACGUAUUGCGGCUCGCAUGCUAGCGCAACGUGUUGCUCAUGAGAGACUUGAAAACAUCGGUAACACAGUUGGCUAUAUGAUACGAUUUGGAAUCAGACGGCCUGCCAAAGGUGGCAGUAUUACUUAUUGCACGACUGGGCUCGCUUUGAACAUGCUUCAAGACAAUCCCGAGCUUCUGAACUCAUUCUCUCACAUCAUACUCGAUGAGGUUCACGUGCGGGAUAUCGAUAUUGAUUUUGUGAUGUUACUCUUGAAAAGUCAUAUCGACAAAUGUCGAGCAGCGGGCCAGCUCACGCCCAAGGUUGUGGUUAUGAGUGCCACCGUCGAUGUCGAUCUCUUUGCUUCAUACUUUAGUAACAUCGAUUCAGAGGGGAGGCCAACACCAGCGCCUCACGUUUCAAUACCGGGUCGUCAAUUCCACGUCAAAUCACACUACUUGGACGAUGUCAUUACCAAUUUGACUGAUAGUCUCAAAGCAGAUGUUCUCACCUGGUGUUUAAAAGAGCCAGCGACUGCCAAAUUCUUGAAGAAUCACUAUCGCAAUUUCGCACCCGAGGCCGAGGCCGAGGCUGAGGAAGCGCAAGACGAGCCAGAGGAUGACGAUCUUGGAGAGUCACCCCCUACUCUGGGAGGGAGUGACGCAGCAAUACCUUUAUCGCGACCCGCUGGGUUGAAGCAAGUCGAUGAUGCCUCUGUUGUUCCGACAGGCCUGAUCGCCGCAGUCACGCAUCAUCUAUUGAGCACAACUGACAGCGGUGCCAUUUUGAUUUUCUUGCCUGGUCUUAGCCAGAUUAUUGCUACUGAAUCACAGAUUCUCCAGGCAGCGGAAAUGCUAGGCCUGGACUUUGCUGACGGGAACAAGUACAAGCUCCUAAAGCUGCACAGCAGCCUGCCGGAGGAGCUUGCGAAUCUAGAGCGCGAGACGCCCGAAAGCUGCCGCAGGAUACUGCUUGCAACGGAUAUUGCAGAAGCAUCACUCACAAUCCCUGAUGUGAAAUACGUGAUUGAUUCGGGCAAAGUGAACCAGUUGAUGUACGAUCCGUGGAGCCGGUCACAUCAGAUGAGCUGUUCGUGGGCGAGUCAAUCAAGUACAGUCCAGCGAGCUGGGCGGGCAGGCCGAGUUCACGAUGGAGAUUACUUCUUUAUGGGAAGCAAGGACUGCUUCGACUCGCUACGAGUCACGAAGUCCCCCGAGAUUCUUCGAAGUGAUCUUCAAUCUGUCUGUCUGCGUGCGAAGCUGUCUAAUCCAUCUUCGACCAUCCGUGAAUUCCUGCAGCAAGCUAUUGAGUCGCCUGAGAUCACCGAUAUAGACAUGGCUGUGACCUCGCUCAAGCAAUUGCAGGCCCUGGACAGCAACGAAAAGAUGACAAAUCUCGGCUCCUUGGUCAGUCACAUGCCGAUACUUCCUCCGCAUCUUGCCAAACUUGUUAUCAUGGGCGCCAUUUUCCGAUGCCUUGACCCUGUCUUGAUCAUAGCUACACUGGGACAGCAAUCGAACUUCUUCUAUCGGGGUAGCGACGACCAGCAGCGGCUCAACGCCUGGAAUAACCAAUCUGCAUUUGCUGGACAAAGCUCAAGCGAUCAUCUCAGCACAGUCAAUGCUUUCAAAGCUGUACGGUCUGUCUGGAUCGAGGAAGGGUGGCGGGCCGCUCACAAGUUUGCGAUCUCUAAGAAUGUCUACCUUCCAGUCUAUAGAGAGGCUUUCCUCACCUCCAAUCAGAUUCUGCGCCAGUUGGAACAAGCACAAAUCGUCGACAAGUGGCUGUUGACCGGAAAGGACGCCGAGGGCCGCUUCGGAGGACCGAAGUUGAACGUCAACUCGAAUAAUGUGCCCUUGAUCAAAGCGCUGCUGCUCCAUUGUCUCUACCCUCGUUUGGCAGCCCCCAACCCCGACUCGAAUUCGACCUUUGCCACUCAAACCGAGCAGAAAGCCGUUCUAUUCUCGGGUAGCAUGACGAAAACCGGUCGAAAGGCGCCUCGCGCACUGCUCGUCUUCAAUCAGAAAUUCAUAUGGGGAAAGCCUCCCCAUAUCACUGCAUUCAAAGAAGCUUCGAUUGUGACACCUCUUGCGGCGAGUCUGUUCGGUGGCCAAGUAACCGUACAUCGCUCGUCAAUGAUUAUGGAUUCAUGGUUGCGCAUGGGCGUGGAAGUCCUUGACGCGGCCUCGACACCGAAGCAAGUGAUUGAUGACAUGAUCCUAUUCAGGGAAGCACUGCACAAGGCCCUGAACACCGCAUUCGAAUCCUAUCGAAGCGAUUUCGAGAUCCUGCAGAACAAGAAGACUCGAGGCACAUUCUUCAAUGCUCGCAGUGAUUUCUGCAUGAACCUACAGCAGGUCGUCACAGGAAUACUGGAUCGUGACUGUGACACAGCACGAGCAACUGCGCCUUCGGCGUGGAAUGCUCAUGACCUCAGUCAUUAUUCGGACUAA